Messenger RNA from Dovyalis caffra, 1761 nucleotides. The record is from the annotation of a GenBank genome assembly. Lineage: Eukaryota; Viridiplantae; Streptophyta; Magnoliopsida; Malpighiales; Salicaceae.
AUGGCAUCUUCAUCGCAUUUGGCUUUUCAAGUGAAGUGUUGUAUACAGAGGCCUUCUGUUUCAGAAAAUUUUCAUAAUUUGAAAACUUCACUCUCUUCUUUUAUCAAGCCAUUCUUCGUAGAGUUGGAACAACUUUCUAUGCAAAUUGAUGUUUCCAAAACCGUCAAGAACACUUGUUUGAGAUUACUGGAUGUUUUUGUUGAUUCCAUGUUCGAGUUUGUUGACCAGCCAUUGCUCCCCUCUCAGAGAAACUUUGCUCCAGUUGAUGAACUACAGGAAGCUGUUGUUGUCACCAGCAUCGAAGGAAAAGUUCCAAGUGAUUUCCCAGAAGGUGAAUAUAUAAGAAAUGGAUCAAAUCCUCUUUUUGGAGGACUAAAAUCAACUGUAUCUAUGUUUGGACGAUCAAGUCACAUUUGGGUCGAAGGAGAAGGGAUGCUUCAUGCUUUGUAUUUUGAUAAAGUUAGUGAUGGAAGCUGGACAGUCACCUACAACAACAAAUAUGUUGAAAUCGAAACAUUCAAGUUAGAAAAACAAAGAAACAAGCCAUCUUUUCUUCCUGCAAUAGAAGGCACUUCCACAACAAUAUUAUCAGCUUACUUGCUAAAUUUGGUGGGGAAGUACUACUCAGUUGCUGAAAAUCACGUGCCUCAAGAAAUCAACAUCUUCACACUUGACACUUCAGGAAAUUGGGAUGUCAAUGGAGCUUGGAAUCGGCCUUUUACCAACCAUCCCAAGAGAGCCCCAGAAAUAGGGGAGCUGGUUAUAAUGGGGGUGGAUGCAAGAAAACCUUUCAUGGAAUUAGGAAUAGUCUCAGCUGAUGGAAAGAGAUUAGUUCAUAAAGUUGAUCUCAAAUUCAAUAGGUGUUCCCUUUCUCAUGACAUAAGAGUUACACAGAGGUACAAUGUGAUCAUGGAUUUUCCACUCACUAUAGACCUACACAGACUCCUUAAAGGUGGCCCGUUAAUAAAAUUUAACAAGUCAGAAUAUACAAGAAUUGGAAUCAUGUCUCGCUAUGGCGAUGUAGACUCAAUCAAGUGGUUUCAUGUUGUUGUGAGGGCAUGUAAGGCUCUUGAUUCAAUCAUACCAGGACCUGAUAUGGGUCUGAAUAAAUUUAAGUGGUUUUCAAGUAGGCUUAAGCAUGUAGAAUCAAUUGAUGAGUAUACUGAUUCAGAGGAAGGAUCGCUUUUUACUCGUUGCUAUGAGUGGAGAUUAAAUAUGGAAACUGAAGAUGUUAAGGAAAGAUACCUGACAGGAACUGAAUUCUCUAUGGAUUUUCCAAUGAUCAAUAGAGAUUUUACUGGUGUUAAAAAUAAAUAUGGCUAUACCCAAGUUACCGAUUCCAGUGCUAGCUCUGACUCAGGUAUGGCUAAAUAUGGAAGUCUAGCAAAACUAUACUUUGAAGAGCCAAAAACUGAUAAAACCAAUCCUAAAGAGGGCCAAUCUGAAGAGCUGAUAAAGGUGGAAUACCAUAAAUUCGAGCAGAAUACUUUCUGCACUGGAGCUGCCUUUGUUCCUAAACUAGGAAGUCAAGAAGAUGAUGAUGGUUGGAUCAUCACUUUUGUCCACAAUGAAGAUACAAACAUGUCUAAAGCUUAUAUAAUUGACACAAAAAAGUUCACAAGUGAGCCAGUUGCCAAAAUAGCAUUGCCUUGCAGAGUCCUAUAUGGAUUUCACGGAGCUUUCAUGACGCAGCGAGAAUGCCAUCACCAACUUCAAAGACUUGCUUUCGACAAUGUUGGUCAGCUGCCUUCUUAUACUUAA